This is a messenger RNA of Podarcis raffonei (Aeolian wall lizard), 2188 nucleotides long. RefSeq lists its product as uncharacterized. The transcript has a single exon. Lineage: Eukaryota; Metazoa; Chordata; Lepidosauria; Squamata; Lacertidae. Gene Ontology annotation, molecular function: zinc ion binding; nucleic acid binding. Gene Ontology annotation, biological process: virion assembly. The record is from RefSeq and is a predicted model, not a curated record. The coding region runs from base 341 to 2188 and encodes 615 amino acids.
AAAACGGUAAGCCCAAGGGAAAAGGGCGUGGGCCCAAGGGAAAAGGGCGAGGCCUGAUCAGCCUCAACUGGUUGUGCAGUAGAGUGCCGCCAGUAAGGUUUGGUAAAAAGGGAAACAGGGGGAAAUUAUUUUGGUGUAUUUAGUGUGUUACAUGUUGAAAUUAUAUUGGUGUGUUUUGUAUGUUGUAUGUUGCAUGUCAGAUACUCUAGUGACUGAAUUGUCAAGUGUGGGCCAGGGCUUAGUGUCCCCCUUGGCCGAGCGAUUGUAGGGCUGUAGUGUGUGGAGUGUGAAAGAAUUUACAACCUGUUAGGAGCAGAGUAUCUGGAAAAAAAAAAAAAAAAUGGGGUCUGGGGCAAGCCAAUGUAGUCCUCUGGAAUGUUUUUUAAACAACUGGAAAGCAGCCACAAAGCAUGAUGAUUGGGGAAUCAAAUUGAGAAGACAGAGGAUGAGGACAUUGUGUGAAGUUGAUUGGCCCCAACAAACUAAUUGGCCAUCGGAGGGCAGUCUUAAUUUGCAACUAAUCAGCCCACUAUAUCAAAAUAUCUUGAAUGUCCACCCAGACCAGAUCCCUUAUAUUUCUACUUGGAAAACCAAUGUAGAAAAGAACCCACCGUGGUUGAAAGCCUGCCGAGGCGACGCCCCACAAAGUACAGUUUGUGCAGUUCGACCGGCAGGGAAGUUAGAAAGGCCCCCAGUGAUACCAGACCCAGAAGAUGAGGAGGGAGGAAUUAUUAAACCACCUCCACCCUAUGCUCCACCAACUGCCCCUCAGGCAAUUCCACCAGGCCCAGGUCCCCAGGCACUGGGAGGAGCUGGCCCCCAGCCCAAACCCAAGACUGAUGAGUCAGAAGGAGAAGAGGAUGAUGAGGAUGAAGAGUUUGUAGAAAGAUUAGUCAAGCUGACAAAUAAUAACAAGACAUGGACAGAGGAGCAGGCAGAACGUUUAAGGAAGUAUGUGGAACCUUAUGCAAAAGAAGUGGAUGUCAGCCACUAUUUGUUAAAGGCAGCGGAAUGUACAGGGCAACAUAAAAGGAAGUGGCAGAGAGAGUGGGGAAGGGCGGCGAAAAGAGUGACCCUCCAUAGGGCACAUAAAGCACAGAAAAAGGGCGCGGCCAGAGUGAUGCCUCUGCGUAGAGUGUAUGACCCUCCGGCCCCUGCGGGACCUAACGGGGUGGUGCCCAAUAGAACUUAUACAGUUCAACAUGUCCCCUUCUCUAGUGCAGAUGUUUGUAAUUGGAGGAACCAAAACCCUUCAUUUGAGGAAAACCCAGCAAAAAUAAUAAAGCUGUUUGAGGGAAUUUUCAAAACCUACAAUCCGACUUUUGAUGAUGUGCAAUAUUUGAUGGAUGCCCUGCUAACUACAGAAGAGGCUAGGCGAAUUCAUGCUGAAGCCCGAGCACACAUGAGAGCGCAGGGGGCAGGAGAUCAAGCUGUUGCAACAGGAUAUCCUGAAAAUACACCGAAUUGGGAUUAUCAGACCACUGAGGGGCAAAACGCCCUCACCACUUAUCGCCAGAAUGUCUUAAAUGGCAUGAGAAGGGCAGCCAGGAAGCCUACUAAUUUUGCCAAGAUCAGGGAGAUAAUGCAAGGGAGUGAGGAGCCCCCAGGCGCCUAUCUGGAAAGACUGAAGGAAGCCUACCGCCAGUAUACCCCUGUGGACCCAGAUGAGGCUGUCAAUGCCCCUAUCAUAAAAACUGCCUUUGUAGCUCAGGCAGCACCCGAUGUCCGCCGAAAAAUCCAGAAACACGAGGCUUUCAUGGGCCACACCCUUGAGUGGAUGCUAGAAUUGGCUCAAACCACUUAUAAUCAGAGGGAGGAAGAGGCACAAAAGAAGAAAGAGAAAUAUCAAGCAAAAAAGUUGAUGGCAUUACAGGCUACCACACCCACCCCUCAUAAAAGAGGAAGCACCCAGGGAGGAGGACAAGGCCGUCUGGGGAGGAACCAGUGCGCCAUCUGCUGGCAGGAAGGGCACUGGAAAAGAGAAUGCCCACAGGCUCACUUAGAUGGAAGAGGACGAGGAGAACGAGUCCCAGGGCCAAACCCCGUGGGAUCUGGACAGGAACUGAGACCCUGGACAUUGGCGAAUGUUGGCAGGGGUAGAGGACAAGGACAGGGACCCCCCUGGCACCCCCCAACCCAAAGACAGCCCGGCGCAAUGAGCCUGAGAGAGAAAGAAGAAGAAUAUUAG